Messenger RNA from Tricharina praecox, 597 nucleotides. RefSeq lists its product as uncharacterized. NCBI's taxonomy places the organism in Eukaryota, Fungi, Ascomycota, Pezizomycetes, Pezizales, Pyronemataceae. The record is from RefSeq and is a predicted model, not a curated record. The transcript has a single exon. Bases 17 to 301 code for a protein of 94 amino acids.
CAUAGCAUAGCGACGGAUGGAUGGGGGGUUUCUUUUGCUCUCUACUGUUUGGUACAUUAUGCUCGGCGUUUUCUCUUUUUCUCUUUUUCUCUUUUUGCUUCUCUGUUUUCUCCGUGUCCUCCGGUUUCGUUUUUUCCUCUCGUUAGAUGUCUCUUUUGGGGAAAUUUUGAUUCCUUUUCUCAGCAGGUACUUCUUUCUCGCUGGAUCACUGUAUGUAUGUGGGAGUUCUUUUCUUUACAUUAAUUUUUUCUUUCUGCCUUUCUGUCUGGCUUCACGACGCGAUGUUUGUAUUGUAUAUUAGUUUUUUUUCCCUCUCUUCUGUCUUUAUUUCGCUGUGUGAGGCAUGGUAUGGAAUGGCAGUGCUUUCUGCGAUUCUGCGAUCAAAAAGAAGGCGCGAGGUUUUUCGCUCAUCGUUCAUUAUCGAGGUUGCGGAUACAGAGGUUUGUUAAUGGGUGUGGUAUUGGCGGUACAUAAAGAGAAUCGAAACGGGCUUGCUUGUCAUGGCCAGCCAGCCUUUUGUCGCUGUGGACUGCGGGAGGCGUACAUACGGGUGUGAGGUGAGGUGCGGGUGAGGUGAGGUGCGGGUGAGGUGAGGUG